Mercenaria mercenaria is the source of this 8887-nucleotide messenger RNA. RefSeq names its product ADAMTS-like protein 4. The coding region runs from base 751 to 3573 and encodes 940 amino acids. The transcript has 16 exons. The record is from RefSeq and is a predicted model, not a curated record. Gene Ontology annotation, cellular component: extracellular matrix. Gene Ontology annotation, molecular function: metalloendopeptidase activity. NCBI's taxonomy places the organism in Eukaryota, Metazoa, Mollusca, Bivalvia, Venerida, Veneridae. Gene Ontology annotation, biological process: extracellular matrix organization.
UCGCAGUAAUGUUUGCUUUAAGGCGAUUUAAGAUUUAACUCUUGAUUUAGUUUUUCGCCACCCUUUUUAAAAGGUGAAAAUGCUUCUAAUAAUAUUAUUUUCUUUUUAAGAUAUGUAACGUAGACUUAUGUUACUAAUUGGGAUUAACAAGAUAUUGAUAAAAUAUAAUAUUGGCGCGCGACUUUAAUCAAUAGUCCGUGAAAUAUGGCUCUUUGAUCCUUUAUUAAAUACUUUUCAUUGACAUAAUUGCUAAUUUUUUAAGAACUCUUAAAAGUCAAAGUUACCUCAAAUAGGAUUCCUCAAGUUUAAAACCACAUAACAGAUAUAGGUAGAAAUUUGUUUGUGACGCAAGGGAUAAACUUUGAUGUUUAUGAUAGAAGGAAAUGCCGAUAUAACAAUCUGAUACGAGAAAAUAGCUUAAAUCAAACCUGUUUUCUGCGUAAGAUAAAAGUAUAAUAUAAGAAAAGUUGUAAAAGUUCUCAAAUAUUGUCUAAAACGUCAAGUGAACAAGGGCUUACGUUGUGCUCAAGUAGAACUGCGGACAAUAAAUUAAUGUAUGUGUGGAAAGAAGUUACAUUUGGGUGAUAAGAGCACAUUCUUCUCAAAUGAAAGAGUGUUAAGUUGAUGCGGAUCAGAUUAUGGAAUAUGAUUUAGUGAUGACAUAUCCCUGUAUCAGGAUUAACUUGUGCUACGUUAGGAAUUUCGUUUGACAUUUUUAAGAUGCUGAUAGGAUUGUAAUAAACAGGCACUAUGCUUGAGGACAAAGCCAUUGUUGGACUUUACUGGUGUAUAUAUAUCGUCAGUGCACAGGUAAGCCGAGGUUCUGUAUCUAAUACCGCAAAUUCUAAAGGCUUCGAACCAUGGUCCCAGUGGUCGAUAUGUCCGGCAUCGUGUGACGUUCUGUUAACAUCGAGAACAAGGUCGUGCCAAUAUUCGGUUAAUCUGUACCAAAACCAGCCCGAUCAUGGGAGAUCAUGCAGCGGAGUUCGGAAACAAUAUAAGCUCUGUAACAAUACGGCUUGCACUGAGUCACGAAACAACAUAAGAAAAUGGGAAUGUGACAAACAGAGUCACGUGCCAUUUCGCGGAAGACGGUAUCACUGGCUACCAUACGUAAAUAAGGUAAAGCCAUGUGAGGUGUACUGCAAAGCUGCUAGAUACAAUUUCUACUCCGGAUUUGGGCGCUUGUUGAAAGAUGGUGCACCAUGUUCUGAUUCAGGGGACAGUGGAAUUUCUGAUUCAGGGGACAGUGGAAUCUGCCUUCAUGGUAGAUGUCAAGCUGUUGGAUGUGAUGGUGUGGUUGGGUCAGGACUGAAGAAUGACCACUGUGGAGUGUGUGGAGGGGAUAAUGAGUCAUGUCGCAUCAUAGCUGGCAUAUAUACACGUAGGAAUCUCAAAUAUGGCUAUAACCAGAUCACCAGAAUUCCAGCCGGGUCAUGUCAUGUGAACAUAACAGAACUUUCCCGGAGCAGGAACUAUCUAGUACUGAAGUACAGUAAUGGUACAGGUGUGAUUAACAGCGAGCGGACAAGAAUAAAGAGGCCGGGAACAUAUCUGGCUGCUGGUACCAUCUUUACUUACAACAAAUAUGCCGGAGAACAUUGUCCGGGAGAAUGCCUGUAUGCACCAGGGCCGCUCACCUCGGAUAUGGAUAUACAGUUACUGACGUACAGAAGAAAUCCUGGAAUAAAAUAUAUGUUCACAAUUCCUAAAGACAAGAUAGACAGUGUCAUGCAAUCGUUGUCACCAACAGAUACAGACAGAAGACAUGAAGGUCGUCGUCAUGGUGAUACUCGUCGUCAUGGUGAUACUCCAGUUUCUAGUGGAAGUUCUGUUAGAACAAACAGUAGAACUCCAGUUUCUAGCAGAAGUUCUGUUAAUAGUAACAGUGGAAGUUGGAAUCAAGGGAGACAAAUAAGUUAUGAUGAGAAACCGCAGUUUGUCUCCCCUGAUAGUAUCAGUACUACUUACAAUAGUUACCAAGCAUUGCAGGGUGGUUCCCAUGGAACCCAAGAAGCUAUAAAUAGAUUCAGACAUGGAUAUGAUUCCGAUAAAAAUCAGAUAAAUGAUCAAACAGACAGAACUAAUUCUGUAACUAGAAAUAAUCUACCUCUAAAUAAUAGACAGACUGAAACGAGGUACCAGACCAAUAGUAUUCCAGAUGCUGGGUACCAGGGUUCAGGGUACUCAAGAGGAACCAGCAAUCAGAUUUAUGAUAGAACUCAUUCAAGAACCGGAGUAGGGUACCAGCAAUACUAUGGAAACAGAAUAGAAUCAAGGAAACCCGAGUUGAUCGUGCCAGAUACACUAGAUGAGGUGAACUUCCACUGGACAAUAUCAGGGUUUACUGAAUGCUCAACAUCUUGUGGAGGAGGUACACAGGACACCAUUGUUGUGUGUAUGAAGAGGAAAUCCAAUAUAAUAGUGACAGAUGAAAACUGUGAUCCAAACAAGAAGAAUGUACAAACCAUAAGCUGUAACCGCUCGCCAUGCCCACCAGACUGGGAAUCCGGACCAUGGUCAGUAUGCAGUAAAACCUGUGGUGAAGGAGUGCAGACACGUAAAGUGGAGUGCCAACAAAGAUACAGCCAAAACUACUCGGUACCCACAUCAGCUCAGCAGUGUAAUUUGGUGGCUAAACCAGAAACCUUGAGAAGUUGUGAGGUUAAGCCAUGUGCAGACUGGAGAACCAGCAACUGGACAGAGUGUUCUGUGGAGUGUGGUAUAGGGCAGGUAUCACGUACAGUAGACUGUGUUAACACAGAGGGAGAGAAGGUACCUGAGAGGGAAUGUGCCAGUGUACAGCCAGUCAGUACAAAGUCAUGUGACAUGGGAACAUGUGCCAAGGGCUGGUUUCAGACUGUUUGGUCUAAAGAGUGUUCAUCAGAGUGUGGGAGGGGCUACCAUACACGUAAUGUAUAUUGUUCUGCAGAGGAUGGCAGCCCUUUACCAGAACAUAAGUGUGGUCAGAAACCAAAAACAAAAAAGUCCUGCAAGAAGAAGCGGCCAUGUGGAGGAUUUUGGUUUGAAGGACCUUGGUCAAAGUGCACGGCAACAUGUGGGGAGUCGGUGCAGUCACGUGAUGUUGUGUGUAUGAAGAAGUUGGAAAGGAAAAUGUUUGCUGUGGUGGGGGAAGUUAACUGCAAGGAGUACCCAAAGCCUGAAACCAAGAGACCUUGCCCUUCAUUGCCAGCGUGCCCGCCAGAGUGGUUCAUGACAAAAUGGUCCCAGUGUUCGAAGACGUGUGGUGUUGGUAUAAAGACUCGAGAUGUGAAAUGUCUGGAGCCCGGUAUGACACCAAGCUCUGCAUGUCGCAAACAAAACAAACCAUCAUUACGACGGACAUGUAAUACACAGGAUUGUGAUCUUCCUCAGCUUGAUGAAGACCCUAGUUGCAAGGACAAGUGGUCCCAGUGCCAUAUGGUGGUUCAAGCAAGACUUUGCCCGUAUAAAUAUUACAAAGAACAGUGUUGUAUAGCAUGUAAACUACACCACCUUAAACACAAGAAACAGAAGGAACAACAGGAAGUGGGGAAAGAACAACAACAACAACAGGAAGUGCAAGGAGCAUAGCAGACGGAAUAUUUAAAAUAAUUAUAAAACAGGUUGAAUUAAUAUAGCUAAAGAAAUUAUAUAAUAGUUAGAUGUAGCAGAAGUGAAAAGGAAAAGCAUCAGAAUUAUUAGUAGAAUAAAUGGAUGUCAGGAUGUUUUCUGUCAUAAAAACAUGAGACAUUAAUUACUACUAGGAUAUGUAACGGGAGCUGUAAUGGCUGUGUGACAUGGUCAGUACAAGUGGUUUUGGGAACAAGAUCUGGAGAAAAUAGUCCGAGCUGGCUGUUAAGUGUUUCAAGCAAAUUUAAUGAUAUUAACAGUGUUUUGUUAACUUCUGGUUUGCAUACAGAUAAAACUUGUUCAAUGUGAAGACAGAAAAUUGCAGAUGUAUUCAGAAUCCUACGUUUCAAUAUGAGUUGUAGGUGUAGAAAGAAGAUAGAAUUCCAUAAUUGUAUAUAGAAGAUAGAAAACAAUUUGGUUUUGUGUUUUUAUAGCAUUUUCGAUGUGAUACUGUUGAUAAAAUAUAUACAUUCAAGAUCUUUCAACAAUGUGAUCUGCUGUGUUAGAUAUGUGAACUAUGGACCAUUUUUCUUAUGAAAGCUUUGCAAAUUAUGAACAUGUAUAAUGCUUUCACUAUAUCAGUGUAUAGAAUUAUGCAAAUGGUUUUUGAAAAAUGUGUGAAUUUCCUUAGUAUAUGUAUUAAUGCUGUGUAGCUAAGAUAGACAUUCCUGUAGAUAUAUAUAGGGCAUAUGUGUGUAAAUGGCUGAUUGCACUUGGCGAUGAAGUUCUUAAACUUCUUUAUAGUAAAAAUGAAAUAGUUCAAAAAGUAUAGUAGUUAAAGGGUUUACAGUGGAGCUCAUCUCUAAUGCACUCAAAUGUAACAAAAACUCAGAUGGUACCUAUCACACAUCAAAAUUAAUUACGCUGCGGAGUCCUUGAUAAAUUUAUAGUGAUAAUUCAUGUAUUUAUAAAGAAAUAAUGCCAUUGGAUAUUUAGUUUUACAAAAAUGGGCUGCUUUAUCCCAGUUAGUUAAUAAACAUGUAUGAACUUUGGCAUAUGUUGCAUAAAAAGCAAAAUACAAUUUCACUUGUUUAUUUGAUUAUGAGAAUUUAUUAUCAAGCUUCCAUGCAUUUUUUUGUUAAAUUCUUGUUUUCACACCUGAAGGAAUUGGUUUAAUAUUACCGUCUCACAAAUUUUCUUUAUUCUUUAUAGAAUUUCGUAACAUUAUAUAGAAUCAUAAGUUACUUUAAACUGGUAUUAUAAAAUUAGUAUUUUUUUCUAGCAGUAUGUUAAUGUAUAUAACUAAGUGAGAUUGAAAACCAUUUUUAGAGACUGUAUUUCUCAGAUAUGAAAUCUGAUCUGUAUAAACGUCUGUGAAGAAAAAAUGUUGUAUGAUGAAGUCUUAAUUUCAAGCCUCGGAAAUACAUCGGAGAAUAAAAAUAUAAUUUCCAGCAGAUGUCAUAUUACUUGCUUAGUUUCCAUAAUUUUUAUUUUGUAAGUACAUAGAAAUAUAACAGAUACUGGGUUAUUUGGUAUUCUGUGAAAGAUCUUGGAAAUCAUACGUAAAAUUAAGCUAUGCACAAACACAUAGAACAAAAUUUCGUUAUAUCGAAAAAGCAAAAUUUGGAUAUAACAGUGUAAAACUAGGUCCCCAUGAAUUCAUUAGAAGUGUGCUCCACUUUGUAAAAAUUUCUUAUUAAAGUAAACAGAUGUAAGGCAUUUUAUUAAGGUCACAUGAUGAAGACUUUUAUGAAGAACUCUAGUUUUGCUUUUAAUGGCAAAGUUCAUAAAAUUGAAAUUAUUACAGUUAACCAAAGUUAUUGCAUACAUUAGAAAGUAUUUAUAAAUGGCCUUUUUUUCACUUUACUAGACACUGUAUUAAUCAUAUACUGCUGAUAAAUGGCAAUAAAUCCAGCAUUUUCAUGUUUGUUAGAUGUGCUGUCUGUGUUUUAGCAGCAUAUUGCCUUCUGACUAAAAAUAGACUGUGACUAAAAAUAGACCUGGAGCGCCUGUGAAAUAUUACAGACUCAUAUAUACUGGAUUCUAGCGAUUGGAAUAAGUAGUAUCUUUAAUAUAUGUUUUUUAUAACUAUGAUAAUUCUAACCCUAACCUUUAGUCAGUAUAUUAUACAUGUUACACACAUAAUACAUGUGGGAAUGCAUUUACAGUGCGCUCCAAUGAUAAUGAUUUUGUGACAUGUGCAGAAUGACUGCUCCAGGUCUGUAGUGAGCAACAUCACUAAAGAUAUAUCUUAAUAGGACAAACCAAUGUGUUAAUUGAAACACUGUUUUAUUAUUUAAUCUUCAUAUUUGCAUAGGUAGAUGUAUAUAAGUUUAUGCUUUGCUUCUCAGUUAGAACUUAGAGUCAAAGAAAAUAACUGUGGUGGCUAUUUGCCAAGGGGUCUGGUCGUUGAGCUCAAAAAGACACUGAACCAGAGACAAAGUUUAGUACUUGUAUACAGGUUUGUGGAAGCAUUGAACCAACAGUUGCUCAUCCAACUAUUAGAUAUGUUAAAGAAAUUGUAGUGUAUUCUUAAAUCAUUUCAGAAUUAUACUGUUAACUGCAUGUGAAGCUUCUACAUUAAAAUAACUCCACAACUUUUGAAAUAAUACAAGUAAGUAUCUUUACAUGGGUGCAGCCAUUAGAUGUUCUGUAAAUUAUGUAUAAAGUAUGCCGAUUGGUCAAUCACAUCACAUAUAAAAGAUGAAGUUUAAAAUUAAAAAGAUAGGAAAUCCCAAUAUAUUGCAGCUUGCCAGCUGGGCGAUUAUCUUGAAAGAUUGACUCGUACAGGUAAAAAUACGGCCGUCAUGGGCAACAUGGGUGAGUGUUAAUAUAUAUCCCUGUUUUUGUUCAGUAAUGCAAAAUUAAACAAGAUGGGUGUAAUUUUUUUUUGUCACAGACCUGACAUCACUAAAUCAAAAUGAUGCGUGCCUGCAAGCUUUAGAGAGCUGCCUUCAUUCCAGCAUGUUUUUCAGUAGAUAUUUUACACUUGGACACAGGAAGGAGAUUUCUUCGUCCCAUGUUUUGUUGAUAGACGUUGUUUUUUGUAUAAGCAGCGAGUUCCUGUACAGCAGUUGGGUUGCUUUUUUUCUCACAAGAUAAUCCAUCAAAAUCCUUGCAUAUUUUGGUUUAUGCAUAUAUACUCAUACUUCGUUUACACAAAACUAUAAUAUAAAGAUCUGAUUUUAUCUUUUCGGACUUUAGCCUGCUGGCGGCAAGUGACUCUGCCUUUGCGACCAGUGCAGACCAAGAUUAGCCUGCACAUCAGUGCAGUCUGAUCUUGGUCUGCACUGUUCGCUAUUCAGUCAGAAAAUUUUCAGUGAAUGUCCCUUCGAAUAAUAAAUGGCACUGCCCAAAUUGAAUGACAGACCAGUCCAUUUUAGAAAUUUAGAAGGGUAAAGGUUAAAGAAUGAUCGGGUCAUAUUACUGCUGAUACUAACUGGGAUCUGAUACAUGUUGGUAUUUUUAUUUUACAUGAUUUUGACUACUUUAUUUUGGGUUGAAUAAACAUAUCUUUACAUUUUCUUGUAUUUUCUUUACUUCUGUACUUGUUCUUAAUAAAUAGUCCUAUAUUGGAUUGAAUGAAAACAUAAUAUAAUAGAUUAGUAAUUUUUGAAUUUUAUAUAAAUAAUCUGUGGUAAUAUUUGACAAGCAUUAGGUGCGUAAAUUGUAUAUAAUGAUUUGUGUAAUUGAACAUGCUUCUAUGAUUAGUAAAAAUGUUAUGUAAACUUGUUUAUUGAUACUUUUGUAUUAAUAUUUGCCUAAAUACCACACUUGCGUGUUUAUAUACCAUAUAUUUUCGCUUAUAUGAUGCAUUAUUAGGAGUCAUAUUUCCAGUUCAGAGGGUGGGGAGUAUCUUUAUGUAAGUGUGUACUACAGGGAAAUUAAAAGAAAAAGAAACCUAGAUUGCAUGUCCGACGUCUUAUAAGAGAGUGCGUCUUAUAAGCGAAAAUAUAUGGUAGGAAACUUAUGUAGAAGUUUUACUGUUCUUAUGCUCAACACUGUAGAAGUAACAAAUUUUGAUUUACAACUGGACAGUUUUAAGAGUGGAUACACUAAUACUUUGGUCCUUGCCAGGAAAUUGUAUAAGAUUAAGACAUCUUUUGUUUUAAACAUAAACACAACAGUAGCAAAUAAAAUACAAACCAUUCAAUACACGUUUUGUUACAUUUUUCUAUAAUUUUUCAUGUAAAUUAUUUUCAAGAACUUUUAGGAGUGAACAGUUUGUGUUACUAGGCAUAGUGACUUUAGGCAAAUAUUGUAUAAUGUUAAGUUGCCAGUAUUUUACUUUAUUAUAAGAUUAUGUUAUGGUAAAAGCUCUCAUAUUACAUAUUAACAUCAUUUCACCCCCCAUUUACAUCAGUCUCUAGUUCAUUUACUUCAUAAUUUUAAAUUCUUGACAAUUUUAAGAUAUUUCUGUAUUAGCAAAUCUUUCUCUGAAAUAAAAUUAAAAGACUGAAAUUUUGAAAAUUCAGUUUGAUGAUAGAAGUGCAAGCUUUGUGAUGUAUACCAAACUGAUAUAUAUUUAUACUUGCUGCUAUGAAAAAUGAGGUGUGAAUCAGAAAUCUAUUGUUCAGCAAAUUUCAAGCUCUACAUUUAUGGAACUGAAUUAAAAACUGUGUGAUUUAUUGUGGCAGCUAAUACUGAAAUCUAGAGAUAAUGUCUGGACAAAAAGAUAUGGUUCUGACAAGUUAAAUCUAGAGAAUGAUAUUGUUCUGACAAAUAGAUACUGUUGUAACAAGUAAAAUCAAGAGAUAUUGUCCUGACAAGAAGAUAUUGUUCUGACAAGUAAAAUCUAGAUAUUGUUCUUACAAAAAGAUAUUGUUCUGACAAGUAAAAUCCAGAGAUAUUGUUCUGACAAGUUAAAUCUAGAGAUAUUGUUCUGACAACAGAUAUUGUUCUUAGUACAAGCAAAAAGCUAACUUUGUUGAUGUUCCGUUUUGUUACAUACUAUGUAAAUGAAGAUAGAACUAAAAGUGACAAUUUGGCUGUCAGAGUUUCAUUUCAUUUCUUAAUUUACCAACAUUUUUAAAUUAAAUUUAAAUUCUGUGAUAAUUUGUAUGGCUACAGAGAGAGCCGUAAUGCUAUACAGUGCUGGUGAAUUUUUGUUUGACAUCAUUUGAUUUAAACAGGAUCUUGUGCAAAUUUCGAAAAAAAAAUAUGCGUAACACGCAAAGAACACUCCCAGUGAAAUACAUUUCCAUGUUCAGUAUCAUAAAUGUAUUUAAUAACAUUUCAUAUAUGUUCUAUUUAACUAAUUUAAAUUUAUUGUCAUGUGUAGUAUAAUUUGCUGUUGUUGUAACAGUAAAGUGAAAAUAAAAAGAGAUAAAGCCCA